Molecule: messenger RNA, 4401 nt
Organism: Dendrobium catenatum
Lineage: Eukaryota; Viridiplantae; Streptophyta; Magnoliopsida; Asparagales; Orchidaceae
Product: ENHANCER OF AG-4 protein 2
Exons: 11
Coding region: 574-4116 (1180 amino acids)
Biological process (GO): regulation of transcription by RNA polymerase II
Cellular component (GO): nucleus
Molecular function (GO): transcription coregulator activity; double-stranded DNA binding
Source: RefSeq, a predicted model, not a curated record
UCUUGUUGUUUGGUUAUGUGUGAAGCUUCCUCUCUCUCCUAUUGGGAAAUUGAUGGAUGGACCGGUGUUCCUUCCUUAAAUCGCAACGCUUGCCAGAUCCCAUCGCCCCGCGGAAAUGGCGUGCGACCGUUGCUUGCAAUACCGAAGCAUAACUUAUCGCUGCUCCAUAGAUGCUUAGUAUUGUCUUCGUCUACUGUUUUGUUGAGCUUUGUUUCUUCUAUCCCUAAAAGUAGGCCGUUGCGGGUGUGGGUGCGGGUGCUACGGCUUGGUUUCUUCUGUUUGAUGCCGCCAAGGAGAAGAAAGGGAACGGAACUGACUAAGGCGGUAGAGCUGCGGGUUGGAGAUCUGGUUCUCGAGAAGGUCUAGGGAUUUCCCGCGUGGCCUGCAUGAGUACGCACGUCGUACAUCAACCCUUCAAAAGCCUUGGGUGGUUCGGAUUCUUAUCGAGGCUGCGUUGUUUUUUUUUUUUUUGCUUUUUAAAGAUUGAGUUUUCCUACAAAGGUGGAUGAAAAUGGGCAAGGCACAACAUCUGAACUUUCCAUCCUGAAUAUUAAAGUGUAUAAUGAUCUUAAAAUGCGAAAAAGCCAUAAAGGACAAGAGAAAGUGAAGAAGGUUUAUUCUGUGGGUUGUGAACCUGCUCGUGAAGUAAGAGCAGAGUUCACCUCUGUAGAUUUUCUUGGAGAUGCUCAGAAGUUGGAAGGACAAACUACCAAUGGGGUAAAACCUGGCACUGUGGUACGUAGCAAGAAAAAAUCAGCUGAAAAUUACAUGCCAAGGCAAGAUCCUCUAAAAGGAAAACUAGCAACUUCAGAGGGCAAUCUAGUAUUGGAGGCUUCUGUAGACUAUAGAGGUGACUGCUUCCAGUUUGGAGCUAUUACACGUAAAAUGAUUGGUAAUGCAGAUUUUUCCUCUGCUAAAAGAUCAAUAUUUAAAGAUGAGAGAGUUAAUAGCUCCAAAAACUCCAGUAAAAAUGAAUCAUCACAUUUCAUAGAAGCAAAAAGGAAUAACAAGAAUCCAAGUAUUAUAAGGUCCGGGUCUAUAAGAGCUGAUAAUUGCACCCCAUCUACAACAGAGCCAUAUGAUAACAUGAACACGCCACAACUAAUGAAGUCGUUUAAGGGAUCAGGUGAUGUUUCAAUUUCUUCAUCUGCUGGCAUUGAAGACUUAAUAAAGAAGAGCUUUAACGGGACUAAUGGAAGGAAUUUUAAACACAAUAAGACCUCUGGUACCCAUGUGCGCUCUCGAAGGAGAGCAUUGAGGUUUGUGGAAGAUGAUGAUGGGGAAGAAUGUAGAACUCCAAUUCACCAUGUUACAGCGGUCACCUUGAUGAGAGAAUAUUCAGGCACAUUUGAUUCUGAAAGAAAAUCUCAAAUGCAGCCAGAAUCUUGCAAAGACUUUCCCCAGAAUGCUUCACUUUCAAAUACGGGUUUCAGUUUAAUUGGGAAUGUGGGCUCUAGAGUUGAUGAAAGACCUAGCAAUCUCACUGGGAAUAUGGAGAUGAUGGAUAGUUGCUUUUCAGCUUCUAGACCACGUAAUGUUGAAGCAAAUGUGCUGAAAUAUUCUGCAAACUUGCUUGAAUGCUCAAAUUCUGUGAAGCAAAAAAAGUUUAAAACUGCUUUUCCAAAUGGCAGAGCAGCCAAUGAAAAACUGGCAACCUUAGUUUGCCCUGGCAAUAUGGACAAGUUGGCGAGUCUCAAAACUCUCAAGGAUCAGGUUAGAGGGGAAAAUCCUUAUAAUGCUCAGUUUGGUGAGUCGUGCAAAGCUUUUGGAACGUCACACUUUUCUUGCAGUCCUGCCAUCUCACAAAAUCCUAAAUUACCUUUGGAGAAAUCCAAAUCCAACAGUUCGGGACUUACUUUUACUGAGAACAGCUCCAUUGUUAAUUUUUCAGCUGAGUGCUAUACUGUGAAAGAUGUUUCAGCAGGACAAAGAUCUGAUAUUACGAGGGAAGCUACUUCUGCUGAUUCUUCUGCUGAUAGCAAAUUGACUGAUUCUGGUAUGUCGAUGAAACAUCUUAUUGCAGCUGCUCAAGCUAAAAGAAGGCAAGCACAUUCUCAUCAGCUACAUGAUGGAAAUGGUACCCCUCGUUCAUCCCUCACUCCACAAUGUAUCCGUGGGAGAAGCCCCAACCAAAUGUCUACCGUGCAAACUCUCCCAUCAGGAGGAGAUCCUUUUCAGAAAGAUAAAAAAUGGUUUCAAACUUCUGUUCAUAAUGAGCCUUCUCUGACUUCGCAUCAGUUUCUUCCUGAGAAAUGGAGAGACCAUGAGGAUUUUGACCACAGACCUAGUACAAGAAACCUGCAACCUACUGAUUCUUCAAGUGGUGGUACUGAAGCUGCAGUUGCUCGAGAUGCUUUGGAAGGAAUGAUAGAAACAUUAUCACGGGCUAGAGACAGUAUUGGACGCGCAACUCGUCAUGCUAUCGACUGUGCCAAAUAUGGUAUUGCCAAUGAGGUCGUUGAACUUCUUAUCCACAAAUUAGAAGGUGAACCUAGCCUUUCUCAUAGGAUAGACCUGUUCUUCCUUGUGGACUCUAUUACUCAAUGCUCUCAUGCUCAGAAAGGCAUUGCAGGGGCAUCAUAUGUUCCUAUUGUGCAAGCAGCUUUACCACGCCUAUUGGGUGCUGCUGCUCCUGCUGGGCCUUCCGCUCAUGAGAAUAGACGUCAAUGUCUAAAGGUUUUGAGGCUGUGGCUGGAGAGGAAAAUUCUGCCAGAAUAUUUUCUUCGUAGCUGCAUGGAUGAAAUUGAGGUUCGUAAUGAUGGCUUGAAUUCUGAGGUUUCUCAUAGAAUUCCAUCUUGUGUUGAGCAAUGUGUGGAUGAUCCGAUUAGAGAAAUGGAAAGCUUGCUCGUUGAUCAGUAUGGAAGCAAUACAACAUUCCUGUUUGCUGGAAAUUUCUCUGCAGAUGAUUUGGAAGGUGAUGAAGAUUUUCGAAGCAGUCCAUACACUGGUACCACAGAUUGUUCUCCACAUGAAGCGGGUGGUGUUUCUGAAGUGCUUCUUGGCUCUGAAGGCCGUCGAAUGGAUGCACAUCACCAUGCAUUGGAGCAUGUAGAGAAUGAGAUAGAGAUGGAAGAUGCACUUACAAUAUCUCCUGAUGAGAGAUCUAUUGGAGGCGGUUCUUCCUAUAGUCUUCCUGAUCAGGAGAAUUGCAGGGUUUUUGAAUCUACAUGUGGGAAUCAAAAUGAGCUCUUACUUCUACGGGAAGGUUCUCCUCCUCUUCCUUUAGAUCCUUCACUUGCUACACCGCCAUUGCCUCCUUCACCGCCUCCCCCUACACCUCCACCUCCAUCAUCACCCCCACCCAUGCCACCACCAAAAUCACCUCCUACAAUACCACUUCCAUUAGAACUAUCUGCAGUAAUAUCUCUCACUCAGUCACAAAUGCCAUCGUCUUCUUGUCCAUAUAGAUGUAAUCCUUCCCUUCGGAAGGAAUAUUGCAGGAUGGAAAAUGACAAGAAGUUACUUCAGCCAAUUGGCAAGAAUGCCACUGAAGUUUCAACUGUUGAAUUGAAAAAUGAUUCCGUUGUGCAACAAUCUCCUAUUUUUUUGGCAACUGGAAUUAACAAUACAGAGUUCAUGUUUGGCAUUACAUCUUCCUUACCAUUUGAAAUUGCACAUGACAGGCAUUUAACGCAUGAAGUUUCCCACUCCAGUAAAUUGUUUCAACAAUGCGGUGAAACUAUCCAGCAGAUGCCUUCAGAUUCUGCUCUGCCAGCACUGAGGAUCCUAAAUCAUCCACUUCUAAGUUCUCAAAUGUUAUCAGAUCCUCUUUCUCAUGGGAAUUCCAUUUGCCAACACCAUUUACAGCAAAAAUAUAGUCCUUACACCUCAACAUUUCCAUUUGGUCAAAGGAAAUAUGGUGCUGAGGAGCAAUGGAUGUCACAUUGUAGUGAUGUUGAUCAGGAUAAUUAUGAUGCUUGGAACAUAGGAAGGAAAAUAUCAUCAUGUAUUAGUGCACCUUCUGUUCAAGAUGGCUGUUGCAGAUUAAAUAUGGAAAGAACUUCUACUUCCAUUGAUUUUCAUCAUCCUCCACAUUAUUCAGCACCAUCUCAAGCUUCAUUGACAGGUGAUAGUAUUCACAAUUUUACUGGUAUAGAUUUUUGGAGGCCCACAUAAAUGUAUUUAUUGUUUGUCCAAGGGGUCUGGUUUAUGGGAGAUUCAAAGUUUUGUAAAUUUAUAUUGUGGUUGAUUUCUUGAUGAUACCCAAAGUUUCGCUGAUAGAUGAAGAGAGAGGCAUUUGGUUUUUUCAGGAAUUUGUAAAUUGCAGUUUUUACUGAUCUUAUACAACAACAGAUUUUUCAGCAAUAAAUGUAAGGCAAUGUAAAUUGGAGAACUGAAAAUUUGCAAUAACAUUUUCUUUAUCAAUUGAAUUUCUAAUCCUACUGAAAACCUUCAACUUCA